GUACCUAUCCAAUGGGAAAGUGUAGAUGUAACGCCUGUCCGAGGACCGGAUGGAAAAUUUGGCAUACCCCAAGCUGCUAUAGAUUCAAUUAAUAAAAAUCAAAUUGGUCUCAAAGGUCCUCUUAUGACUCCAAUUGGAAAAGGUCACAGGUCAUUGAACCUUGCUCUGAGAAAAGAGUUCAACCUUUACGCAAAUGUACGACCUUGUCGUUCUUUAGAGGGAUAUAAGACACUCUAUGACAAUGUUGAUGUUAUCACUAUUAGAGAAAACACCGAAGGGGAAUACUCUGGUAUUGAACAUGAAAUCGUUGAAGGUGUAGUACAAUCCAUCAAACUCAUUACUGAAGAAGCAUCCAGUAGAGUAGCAGAAUUUGCUUUCCAAUACGCUCAGGAUAACAACAGAAAAAAGGUGACAGCUGUUCAUAAAGCAAACAUUAUGCGAAUGUCAGACGGCUUAUUUUUACGAUGUUGUCGAGACGCAGCACAAAAAUUUCCAAGUGUUAAAUUUGAAGAGAGAUAUUUAGAUACAGUUUGUCUUAAUAUGGUACAAGAUCCAAGUCAAUAUGAUGUCCUUGUGAUGCCAAACUUAUAUGGUGAUAUCCUUUCUGAUAUGUGUGCUGGCUUAGUAGGAGGGUUAGGACUUACUCCUAGUGGCAAUAUAGGUUUAAAUGGUGCUUUGUUUGAAUCUGUACAUGGAACUGCACCGGACAUAGCUGGUCAAGAUAAAGCCAAUCCCACCGCUUUGUUACUAUCUGCAGUUAUGAUGUUAAAACACAUGGGCUUAAAUGAUCAUGCACGAAUUAUUGAGCUUUCUGC
This is a messenger RNA of Copidosoma floridanum, 815 nucleotides long. RefSeq names its product isocitrate dehydrogenase [NAD] subunit alpha, mitochondrial (gene Idh3a). Gene Ontology annotation, molecular function: NAD binding; isocitrate dehydrogenase (NAD+) activity; magnesium ion binding. Gene Ontology annotation, cellular component: mitochondrion. NCBI's taxonomy places the organism in Eukaryota, Metazoa, Arthropoda, Insecta, Hymenoptera, Encyrtidae. The record is from RefSeq and is a predicted model, not a curated record. Gene Ontology annotation, biological process: tricarboxylic acid cycle; isocitrate metabolic process.